AUGGGAAUAGACAUUGUUAACUUCUACAGCAGCUAUGGUAGUUACCACAACAAUAUUAUGUAAAUAUUUUCAAUGAUCACACUUUAGAAACAAAGCCAUUCACUUAGUUUGCAUUCCACUCAUUUUGCUUUCAGCUAUCUAGAUUGUAAACCAUUACUCAUUCUCUAUUGAUACAGGGUGUUGUAAACUAAACUUUGGUUUAAUAAUUCUUUUUGUUCUGGCCCUAGUCUAUAUGGCUGUAGACUUGUUAAGUGGAGUAAGAUUUAUAAUAUAUAUGAUACACUAAAGAUUCUUGCUUCGUCAUUUUAUAUUACAAUCACAAUCUUGAUGAACUAACACUUUGCCAAUGCUGAUGAAAAUCUAUGGAGUCAUCAUUUAUGUGUUGCCACCACUUUCCAAAUCACUUGUUGGAUUUUGUAAUUUAUUGGACAUGGAGUAUUUGAAAGUAAUUCUAUGCAAAUAAAUUUCUAAUUUUCUUAGAAAGAGCACCUGCCCUUUUAGACAAUAUUUUACAAAUAUUUGUUGCUCCAGACUUUGUAUUCUUGGAAAUAUUGUUCUUUUUUGGUUAUAAACCAUAGAUCCAUUAGGCUUGCAAGAAUCAAAUAGAAAAAAAUAUCAAACAAUUCAGGAAUUAAAAGAAACUUAGAUGAUAUAAUAUUAAAAAAAUAAAUAUAAUCAAUGAUUGGCAAAGAGCAAGUUGAUGUUAUUGAUUAAUAUGCAUAAUCAAUUGUUAAUUAUGUUGACAAUCAAUAAAAGAGUAUGUCUAUCUUAUAUUUUUUAAAGUAAUUUAAUUGAAAACUUCAACCAUUUAAAAAUUGAAUGAGGUGACAAUUGUACAUUACUAAAAAAAUUUAGAUAAAAUAAAUUAAAUUAGAUCAGAAUUUGAAGAAACGAAGAGUAUUUGUAAAUAAUUGAUUUUUUUAUGA
Paramecium sonneborni is the source of this 926-nucleotide messenger RNA. Lineage: Eukaryota; Ciliophora; Oligohymenophorea; Peniculida; Parameciidae. The record is from the annotation of a GenBank genome assembly.